Molecule: messenger RNA, 2071 nt
Organism: Gadus chalcogrammus (walleye pollock)
Lineage: Eukaryota; Metazoa; Chordata; Actinopteri; Gadiformes; Gadidae
Product: CD151 antigen-like
Exons: 8
Coding region: 193-966 (257 amino acids)
Cellular component (GO): membrane
Source: RefSeq, a predicted model, not a curated record
AGUAGGAAAACAGACGCUCACCCGCCCAGUAGACCCGGGCCAGUGCUCCAGCUAGAAACUUCCACUCUUCCUCCGAACGUCAAACCUUCACCGUUGGGAUUGGGUUUUGGAAUACCAGCAAGUUUGAAGACAAACUCACAAACUUUCUAACAAACUUUCAUUCUUCAAGUUUUGUUUGCAUCGAAAAGCAGAAUGGAGGCAAGGUAUAAGAGAAAGAAUACCUGCGGAACGAUAUGUCUGAAAUAUCUCCUUUUCUUGUUUAAUGUUCUGUUCUGGGUGGCAGGUGGAACUGUUUUGGCAGUUGGAAUUUGGACCGUGGCGGAGAAGAGCGAUUACAUCAGUUUACUGAACUCCACCUUUUACUCCGCCUCGGCAUACAUCCUCAUCGCCACGGGGAUCAUCGUGGUGGUGACGGGACUGAUCGGGUGCUGUGCCACGCUGAGGGAGAUGAGAAAUCUUCUCAUUGUGUAUUUCAUCCUGUUAUUUUGUAUUUUCCUGCUGGAAAUCAUUGCUGGUGUGAUGGCCUACAUGAACUACCAAAAGCUGGACCAUGAGCUCAGGCAGAACCUGAGGUGGACCAUGCAGCAUAAGUACAAGCAGCUGGGGGAGGAAGGAGUCACCCAGGCCGUGGACAAGCUCCAGCAGGAGUUUAAGUGCUGUGGCAGCGACAGCUCCCUGGACUGGGCUGACAGUAUUUGGAUCCUAACCUCACAAAAUGCUAUGAUGGUGCCGGACAGCUGCUGUAAGACUCCCAGGGACUUCUGUGGCCAGAGAGACCACCCGUCCAACAUCUACAAGCUAGAGGGAGGCUGCAUCGGUCGGUUGGAGGAAUUCAUUCUGAGUCAGCUGCUUAUCCUAGGUGCAGUGGGAAUCGGCAUUGCCUUUCUUCAGCUGCUGGGGAUGAUGUUGACCUGCUGCCUUUAUCAAAAUCUGAAAGAAGAUCGUUAUUCAGCCUGUUGUUUUUAAUAUGUGGUUGAAUUGAUGUGUAUUGGAAUACAUGAUCUCAUUCAUUAAUGUACUGUAUGAAGUUGUGAAGCCGAUCUUUUGACAUUGCAAUGAUGGUAUAUUUGUGAAGGAGCAAAGCUCAAUAGCAUAUUCCAUUACAUGGCUCCCUUGUUGCUUUGUGUUUAAUCUCAAAUGUUCUGUGGCCUAUAAGGUGACAGACAAAUGAUCGCCAAAUUUUAUCUGUGUUUAUUUUCUACAGACAAAAAUAAAAUAGUAUAUGGCUGACAUUUUUGCACUAUGUUUAUAUAUAUAUAUACAUAAAUAUACAUGCAUAUAUAUAUAUAUAUAUAUAUAUAUAUAUAUAUAUAUAUAUAUAUAUAUAAACACAUGUAUAUGUAUACGUAUAUGUAUAUAUGUGAGUGUGUGUGUGUAAGUGUGUAUGUGUGCGUGUGUGCGUGCGUGCGUGCGUGUGUGUGUUUUUUUUUGCAUGAUUACGUGCCUGCGUGCGAGUAUAAUGAAUACAAUUAAAGAAACAAUCAUAAUAAUAAUUCAUUGAAUUUAUAUAGCGCUUUUAUUUUUCUGGAAACUCAAAGCGCUUACAGUGAAGGGGGGACCUCACUAACCUCCACCAGUGUGUAGCAUCCACUUGGGUGAUGCACGACAGCUGUCACGUUAAAAUUGUACCGGGGGCGAAAAUUGUACCGGCCUACGUCAUCGUUUGUUUACAUCCUGACAACCUGCCCGGCAACAGACGACGCGAUGCAGAAAAAAUGUUUCCGAACGAUGAAAUAACAUAAUACAGAUAGCGGAUCGCUAUCUGUAUUAUGAUAGAUAGCGAUAACACUUGUUUUUACUUUAUAUUUGUAUUGUAUUUAAUUGUUUAAUCGAAACAAUAAAAAAAUCUGCCGCGAAACGGGCGAUCGCGUCAAAUGACAAAUGUUUUGCCCGCGAAACGGGCGAUCGCGUCAAAUGACGUAGGAGGGUUCUUGAAACCUAAUACAGAUAACGGAUCGCUAGAUAACACUUGUUUUUACUUUAUAUUUGUAUUGUAUUGAAUUGUUUAAUCGAAUUUAGCUAGUAAACUGAGUGUUUUAAGCAGGUUUCAUAGUCUAGAAUGUUCAUGAAC